CAUUAGGAUUUUGAAUUUCCAAAUACAUUUUCAGAAAAAAAAGAAUUAAAAGAUCCCAUUGUUGUUAUCCUCACAGUAAAUGCUUUUGCUUGAGAGAGAGUCUGUUAGAGGUUUUUUGUUUGUUUCUGUUUCCUUCUGUCACCCAGAAAACUAAAAAGCAAACAAAUUCAAGAAGAGAGAGAGAGAGAGAUAGCCUCAAAACCAAGUCCUAACCAUUGUUGAUAGAAGAGAAAGCUUUUCUUUUCUUGUUGCUUAUGGUGAAAGAAUGAAAGAGAGAGAGGAGGAGAAGUAAGAAGCAGAGAAAGUGUUUAGAGCUUUGCAUGUUCCUUUCUCUCCAAGUUUAUAUCUUCAUCGUAAAGUCUCUCAACCUUUGAUUCUGUUUUUUCCUCUUAUCCAUUUAUCCUCUUUCUUUUUCUCUCUCUCCUCAUAAUUCUAGCCACAAUCUUUUUAGGGUUUCACAAGUUCACUUAAAAAGUUGAAAAGAGUCUUUCUUCUUCAACUAUUGUAAAUGCGAAAUGGAUCGAAGAGAUGCAAUGGGAUUAUCCGGGUCAGGUUCUUACUAUAUCCAUAGAGGAUUAUCCGGGUCGGGUCCUCCAACGUUUCAUGGAUCACCACAGCAACAGCAAGGUCUUCGUCACUUACCUAAUCAAAACUCUCCAUUCGGGUCAGGCUCCACUGGUUUCGGAUCUCCUUCUUUACACGGUGAUCCUUCUCUGGCAACAGCAGCCGGAGGAGCCGGAGCUCUUCCUCAUCAUAUCGGCGUUAAUAUGAUUGCUCCUCCUCCACCUCCCAGUGAAACUCCGAUGAAACGAAAGAGAGGACGGCCUAGAAAAUACGGUCAAGACGGCUCUGUUUCUUUGGCUCUGUCGUCUUCCUCUGUUUCGACCAUUACUCCCAACAACUCUAACAAACGCGGCCGUGGUCGACCUCCGGGCUCCGGCAAGAAACAGAGAAUGGCUUCCGUUGGUGAACUGAUGCCUUCAUCUUCUGGAAUGAGCUUCACGCCACAUGUUAUCGCGGUUUCAAUAGGAGAAGAUAUUGCAUCAAAGGUUAUAGCUUUCUCUCAACAAGGUCCGAGAGCCAUUUGCGUUUUAUCUGCAAGUGGUGCAGUCUCUACUGCAACACUUAUUCAACCAUCAGCAUCUCCCGGAGCCAUUAAAUACGAGGGCCGGUUUGAAAUCCUAGCGUUAUCAACAUCUUAUAUAGUGGCAACUGAUGGAAGCUUCCGUAACCGAACUGGAAACUUAUCGGUUUCGCUUGCUAGCCCCGAUGGGCGUGUGAUUGGCGGUGCCAUUGGUGGGCCUUUAAUAGCUGCAAGUCCUGUUCAGGUUUGGUUUACACUUUUCUCUUGAGCUCUCAUAUUUCUUGGGAUUGAAUAAAGAUUCUUGGGUCUAUCAGGUUAUUGUAGGGAGCUUUAUAUGGGCAGCUCCAAAGAUCAAGAGCAAGAAACGAGAAGAAGAAGCUUCUGAAGUUGUUCAAGAAACUGAUGAUCACCACGUUCUGGACAAUAAUAACAACACGAUUUCGCCUGUCCCUCAGCAGCAGCCAAACCAAAACCUGAUUUGGUCAACAGGUUCAAGGCAAAUGGAUAUGCGUCAUGCUCAUGCUGAUAUUGAUUUAAUGCGCGGUUGAUGAUAGCGAGAAAGAACUCUGUGUAUAUAAAGCAUGGAAUCUAGGAAGAAGAAGAAGGAAUAUAAGCUAACCUCUGAACAAAAGUAUGUGGAAAUGUUAGGGAAAAAGAUUAUGUGGAAAUGUUAGGGAAAAAGAUUAACUCUAUUAGUGUACCUCUCAUAUCUCUAAGCUUGUUUGGUUUUACUGUUUCUGUGACUCUGAAGAUUUGCAGAGUUCCUUUCUUUCUCUGUUUUAGAUUGUUCAGUCUUUAUGUAAUUUGCUUGCAAUUCUGAUUCUACAGCUUAGAUUCAGUACAUUGUGUAGAAGUUUACAUGGGAACCUGAAAAUUGGGCAUUUCAUGGGCCUUCAUAUGAUCCAAUUUAUUUUCAUCAAAUUUGUAUUAGUACAUAAUUAAUUUUGUUUUUUAUAAUAGCUCAAUGUUU
Molecule: messenger RNA, 2054 nt
Organism: Arabidopsis thaliana (thale cress)
Lineage: Eukaryota; Viridiplantae; Streptophyta; Magnoliopsida; Brassicales; Brassicaceae
Product: AT hook motif DNA-binding family protein
Exons: 4
Coding region: 516-1352 (278 amino acids)
Biological process (GO): regulation of DNA-templated transcription
Cellular component (GO): nucleus
Molecular function (GO): DNA binding; minor groove of adenine-thymine-rich DNA binding
Source: RefSeq, marked reviewed